This is a messenger RNA of Penicillium brasilianum, 1455 nucleotides long. The record is from the annotation of a GenBank genome assembly. Lineage: Eukaryota; Fungi; Ascomycota; Eurotiomycetes; Eurotiales; Aspergillaceae.
AUGACCACUCGGCUGUCUUUUCAAGAUGUGGCCGAUGAGGUCUUUGAUUCUCCCCUCGCUGACCACCUCGAGUGUGGCAUCCCGGUGGGAACAUUCAUCCCCGACUCCGAACUUGCACCAUCUCGUGCAACUGGCAAAGUCAUCCUCCGUCACCGCCGCCUGGUGUUCUUCACCUUUGACGAGUUGGGUAAUCCUAAAUGGGAAGCCCGCGAGCUGAACUACAUGGGCGAGCCGAUGAGUGAGGUAUGCCCGGGAGUUGUCUUUACUACGCGGAACUGCCGUGGGAACCGCAAUACCGACCUGUUCUCCGAGUUCCGGGUGAUGAACUUGGAGGAGUUCGAGCGUGCUGCAUUCAAGUAUCUUGCCCAGAAGCACCAGCUGGACGAGGAAUGGAACUGGCCCACUUACGAUAUCAUGCGAGCUGAGCCUUACCGCCGCUCCCUGCGUCAAAUCCAACAGGAACGCUUGGAGCAAGGCAACUACACGGUACCGACCUUCAACCGCAAUGGCAUGGACGAUGUCCCACGCCGAGAGUCAUUCUUGAACCGUCUGGAAGGCAUCUUUCGGUGGGAGAUGGACAACAAAUACGUGAUCAAUACUCGAUGGAACCCCCAGAGUCUCGAGUACGCCCAAGAGCGCUUCCUGCUAGCUUCCCGAGCCGUGGACCUGCUCCAGAGACUUCUGCAUGAUACGCAGAUUGCUUGUACCUCGGAUUUGAGCAACGCCUCCUAUGUCCCCCAAGCUGCUCGACAGCACAACGAGGAAGCCCCAACUCCUGGCUCUCUUGUCUCGCCGUUCAAUAUUCCCAGGGAUCCCGUGUGGACUCCAGUCGGGGGUCAGCAAAUCGAAUCGACGACUACUCCUGGCUCUGCUAUCUCCCCAAACACUGUUCCGAAAGCCCCGUUCUCGACCCCAGUUAAGAUGAGCGACCCGCAACCCAUGUCGACUCCCACCCCCAACAGAACUCUGCGACGGGUGUCUGGAAUGGAUUGUGCGCCUGACGACUUUCUGCCACCGAGUGGACAGGGCGGCCAGGUACGUCAGCCCGAACCGGCCACGCCGACUCGUACCCAGCCCUUGAACUUCGAUGCGGGAGCGCAGGCAGGCGAAGUCCCAUGGUAUCCUCCACCUAGCCUCGAACCUCAGAUGCCUGUCGGUCUACCGUAUCCACAACUCAGCCCAGGAGCCCAGGGGGCUGCUAGUCCAUGGGAAGCUGGCCAGCCCAGCCCCGGAUAUUCCGAGGCCUCGACGAUCAUCCUGGGCCCUAUGCCCAUGCCCAUGCCCAACGGUACUAUUGACCCUCGUGUUCUUGACGACAACUCUGCCCCCGCGAAUAGGGCCCAUGUACAGCGUGUGGUCAUCCCGAUCGACGAAAACGAGCGAAUUUUCAUUGAUGUCUCUCGGGAGUUUGACUCGUCUCUCAACAAUAUGUAUCCGGGGCCGUUUAUCUACUGA